Messenger RNA from Symbiodinium sp. CCMP2456, 378 nucleotides. Lineage: Eukaryota; Dinophyceae; Suessiales; Symbiodiniaceae. The record is from the annotation of a GenBank genome assembly.
AUGGAGGAGUACAAAGUCCCGGUAGAGGAGGAGUUUAUGGGCAAUGGCCGCCACACCUCGGAUGUGAACCAUGCCCGAACGGCGGUGGCUGCGACAGCGAACUCUGCUCGAGAACGAUGCCUCCCUGUCUUACAAGCCAACCAGGAUGUGUUCAGUGUUUUGGCCACGUACAUCGACAUGACCGGGAAAAAGGUUGACAAAGCAGUGGAGCUGCAGGACAAGCUCAAAACUUCCGGGUCCAAGCGUGCCGUUGAGUUGGCUGGCGAGAUGGAACCCAAGACGAAGGACUUGGAGUCCAAGCACAAGGAGCUUCUGCAAUUCCAGACCGAUGCAGUGCUGGAUGCUGGCACCCCACCCAAGAGGACUGCAUUAUUGUAA